Molecule: messenger RNA, 2198 nt
Organism: Myodes glareolus (Bank vole)
Lineage: Eukaryota; Metazoa; Chordata; Mammalia; Rodentia; Cricetidae
Source: RefSeq, a predicted model, not a curated record
GCGGCUUGGAACCCCCGUCGGUAUCAUGGCCGCGGGAGCCGGGACAGCGGGCCCUGCUUCCGGCCCGGGCGUUGUGCGUGACCCGAUGGCGUCACAGCCAAGGAAACGGCCCAGCCGGGAGGGCGGGGAGGGCGCGCGGCGAUCGGGCACGAUGGCGGGAGGAGGCGGGAGCAGCGACAGAAUGCUAGCUGUCAUUAUUUGUAUCAAAAACAAAGAAUUUGAAAAGGCUUCAAAAAUUUUGAAAAAAUACAUGUCCAAGGACCCUACAACUCAGAAGCUAAGAACUGAUCUCCUGAACAUUAUCCGAGAAAAGAACUUGGCCCAUCCUGUUAUCCAGAACUUUUCCUAUGAGACCUUCCAGCAGAAGAUGUUGCGUUUCCUGGAGAGCCACCUGGAUGACACAGAGCCCUACCUCCUCACGAUGGCCAAAAAGGCUUUGAAAUCCGAAUCUGCUGCUUCAAGUGCUGCGAAGGAAGAAAAGCAGCCAGUCCCAGAGCCAGUGGACAAGCCACUAAGAGAGCCUUCAAGACAGCCUCGGGACCCUCCAACCACCAUCGGGAUCAGGACUCUAAAGGCAGCUUUCAAAGCUCUGUCCACUGCACAAGACUCAGAAGCGGCUUUUGCAAAACUGGACCAGAAAGAUCUGGUACUUCCUAAUCUACCAUCCCCAUCAUCACCAACCCACAAAAACAAGAGACCCAGGAAAGAUGAAAAUGAAAACUCAGCUCUCACUGAGGGUGAGGGAGGCUCAGAACUGCAGCCCAAGAACAAUCGCAUGACAAUAAGCAGAUUGGUUUUGGAGGAGGACAGCCAGAAUUCUGAGCCCAGCCCAGGCCUCCACUCCUCCCCGGAGCCCAUGUCGGCAUCACCAUCCAAGUCCAGUGCUCUCAACCAACCCCACACGGGGGAGAAGAAUCCCAAAGUAUCCAAAGACAAGUGGAACAGCCCUAACGGGCUCGAAGAAAAAGAAAUUUGGGUGGAAGAGGACCAGCUGUUUGACGUUCGGGCACCCAAUGAAGAAAAGUCAGUCAGUUUAACAAGAAAGAAGUGGACCGUGGAAGAGAGCGAGUGGGUGAAAGCUGGAGUGAAGAAGUACGGGGAAGGGAACUGGGCUGCCAUUUCUAAAAACUACCCCUUUACCAACCGGACAGCCGUGAUGAUUAAAGACCGCUGGAGGACCAUGAAGAAACUUGGCAUGAACUGAAAAAGGCUCUUGUUUCCACAGGAUGCACAAGAGCAUGGUUCUGAACCAUAGUCGCUGAUGCUCUGAUGUCUUUCAGAAGCUGGACUGAGAUGAGACAUGUGGGCGGCCUUUCUGUCCAGGCAGGCCUCACGUAUACUCCAUCACUGUUGUCAGAGAUCAUGGAGCUGAGAAGCAAAGCCAGGUCUGCCCCAUGUCUGCAGCAGAGGCUGCAGGCACACAGCUUAGACAGUGCCAGAACCUCAUUAGCAUUUCCCUUUAGUGGUUUGCUUCAACUUGAAUCCCCAGUCAUCCAUAGAACCUCCUAAGAAAUGAUGGAAUCCAUUGUGAGUACUUAUGAUCCCUGAUCUGUUAAAUCCAGCAAUGUGAGCAUUAUCUGGAAUGAACUUCAUCCUCAUUGAGUUUUGACCUUCUGACUCAAGAAGAAAGGCAAUUUGUGCUGAGCCCCAAUGAGAGCUGUUCAGUUCUUGUGGAAUCUGAUUCCUUGUAAAGAACCAUUUAGCCACUUCGUCAGCCGUGGACCUGACUGCCUGGGCACUCGCUGUUACCGUGUGCUGGGCUACGUGACAGGUUUGUCCUGCGCUUUUCUCAUGUGGUUGAGCAAGUGUGGUUUUUGGUAAAAUGGUGAGUGUAGAUAAGCUUAGCUCCCCACCCCACCCCGCCCUCCCCCUUCUCGGAGUCCUUUCUUGUGCUGGACUUAUAAAGCUUCAAAAUCAGUCCUGGUUGAAUCAAUGCCUAACUCAUCCUCUGAAUGGUUGCUCCCACCCACACUUACCUAGUCGUGCUAUGUUUGUGUCUUGCACCGGAACCCGACAAACCCUUCUCCCUUUGUACAGUGUUGUGCUUGCUGUCUCUCAGACACCCUUGAAAACUGUCUUUUUAGCAAAACAAAAAACAAAAAAAAAUUCAGUAAAGUGUUUUCUGUAAUCUUUUUUUAAAUAUGAGAAUGAACUGUUCCUACUUGUAGCAUUCUUCAUUAAAGUCUUGCUUCUCUCAA